AUGAGCGGAAAAGUACUUAUGAUUGACGGAGAACGUAUCUCUGGUCAAGAUGUUAGAACUCAAAAUGUCACUGCUGUAACAGCUAUUUCAAAUAUUGUAAAGACAUCAUUUGGACCAAUUGGAUUGGACAAGAUGUUGGUUGAUAAUAUAGGAGAUAUUACCAUCACCAAUGAUGGUGCUACUAUUCUAAAGAUGUUGGAGGUUGAACAUCCAGCAGCAAAGGUAUUGGUUCAACUCGCCGAUCUUCAAGAUCAAGAGGUAGGUGAUGGUACAACUUCUGUUGUUAUUCUUGCAGCAGAGUUAUUAAAGCACGCAAAUGAGUUGGUACUCAAAAAGAUUCAUCCAACCGUUAUCAUUAGCGGUUAUCGUAUUGCAUGUACAGAGGCAAUCAAAUACAUCAAUGAAACAUUGGCUGUAAAGGUAGAGACUCUCUCCAAGGACUAUAUUAUCAACACUGUAAAGACAUCAAUGUCAUCAAAGAUUAUUGGUGAUGACAGUGAAUUCUUUGGAAAGAUGGUCGUCGAUGCUUUGGCUCGUAUCAAAACCAUAGACUAUAAGGGUGAUGCUAAAUAUCCAAUCAACUCUGUCAACAUUCUCAAGGCUCACGGUAAGAGUGCCAAGGAGAGUAUGCUCGUUGAAGGUUAUGCCCUCAAUUGUACCGUCGCCUCUGAAGGUAUGCCAAAGCGUAUUGCUGGUGCAAAGAUUGCUUUCCUCGAUUUCAACCUUCAAAAGGCAAAGAUGAAGUUGGGUCAAAAGGUUGUCGUUACAAAUGUUAAUGAUUUGGAAGCUAUUCGUGAUCGUGAAAAUGAUAUCAUUAAAGAAAGAAUUCAAUUAAUAUUAAAAUCAGGAGCAAAUGUUGUUUUGACAACCAAAGGUAUCGAUGAUUUAUGUCUUAAAUAUUUUGUAGAAGCAGGAGCAAUGGCCGUUAGAAGAUGCAAGAAAGAAGAUCUCAAGAGAAUUGCAAAGGCUUGUGGUGGUACAGUACUCAUUUCACUCAACAAUCUCGAAGGUGAUGAAAGUUUUGAUACAUCUGCAUUGGGUUCUGCCGAUGAAGUUGUCCAAACACGUAUUGCCGAUGAUGAACUCAUCCUUGUCAAGAACUCUACCAACAAGAAGGCAGCCUCUAUCAUUUUACGUGGUGCCUCAUCAUUGUUGCUCGACGAAAUGGAACGUUCACUCCAUGAUUCAUUGUGCAUUGCCAAACGUACUUUGGAAAGCGGAACCAUUGUACCAGGUGGUGGUGCAGUUGAAUCAGCCCUCUCUAUCUAUCUCGACAACUUUGCCGAGACUAUGGGUUCACGUAAACAAUUGGCCAUUAGCGAAUUUGCCGAAUCACUCCUCGUCAUUCCAAAGCAACUUGCUGUCAAUGCCGCUCAAGAUGCCACUGAACUCGUUUCAAAACUCAGAUCCUAUCACCAUGCUGCUCAAACUGACGCUACCAAGAAAUCCUACAUGUACAGUGGUCUCGAUCUCAUCAACGGCAAGGUUAGAAAUAAUCUAGAGGCAGGUGUACUCGAACCAGCCAUUGCCAAGGUUAAAUGUAUCAAGUUUGCUACUGAAGCUGCUAUCACUAUCCUCAGAAUAGAUGAUAUGAUUAAACUUAAUCCAAAGGAACAACAACAAGAUCCACAUGGUCAUUAA
This is a messenger RNA of Cavenderia fasciculata, 1641 nucleotides long. It is a transcript of the gene tcp1, whose product is annotated as t-complex polypeptide 1. Gene Ontology annotation, cellular component: chaperonin-containing T-complex. NCBI's taxonomy places the organism in Eukaryota, Evosea, Eumycetozoa, Acytosteliales, Cavenderiaceae. The record is from RefSeq and is a predicted model, not a curated record. The coding region runs from base 1 to 1641 and encodes 546 amino acids. Gene Ontology annotation, biological process: protein folding. The transcript has 3 exons. Gene Ontology annotation, molecular function: ATP-dependent protein folding chaperone; ATP hydrolysis activity; ATP binding.